UUGACUUCCGCCAUAAACAAGAAGAAUGACAGGAAGAAGACUAGCUAGCUAGUUAACUAUGAAGCAUUUAGUUAAUAUCGUCUCACAUUAUGAGUCUUAAUACGAUUUACACAAUGUCACAAACGUCCUUCUUAUUAAAUAUACCUUUAUGUUAGCGCCUCUGCGCCCGGUAGGCACAAUGUAGCUUGUUGGCUAGCAUUAGCCGUAUGCUAACCGAACCACGGAGGUCAACUUUCAUAGCUAGUCUAGUCAUACACGCUAGAAAAUGAUGUUUUAUCAACACCCGCGGUCCUUUCUACCACUUUGCUGUCAGCCGAAUGAUGAGCAGCUAUUUUCUUAGUCUAUUUGCCUUUCUUUCGUGGCGUUUCAUCUCAAGAGGCCGCUAUCUCGGGACCAUGCAACGUUGUUUGACGAGAAUUGUAAGCCGGGUUUGGCCGAGCGAGUCGUGGACAGCGUCGAGCAUGAGCACGGAAGCACCAGCGCUCACACAAGGACGCAGCAGGAUGAUGGUGGGUCUGGGUAACCCGGGCAUGGAGGCAACCAGACACAGCGUGGGCAUGGCGGUGCUGGGCGCCCUCGCCGCCCGCCUCGGCCUGGGCGAGCGUUGGCAUGGCGACAAGCAGGUGUGCGGUGAUGUCAUCGUGUCAGAGAUGCGACGCACGCGCCUGGUGUUGCUCCGCCCCAAAGUGCUGAUGAACGUCAACGGCGUGUCGGUGGCCAAAGCGGCCAGCAAAUACGGCGUCCGUCCUGAGGACAUCGUGCUGGUCCACGAUGAGCUGGACAAACCUUUGGGCAAGAUGUCCAUCAAGCAUGGCGGCAGCGCCAGAGGUCACAAUGGAGUUCGUUCCUGCGUCGCCUGUCUUCAUUCUGACGUGAUGCUCAGACUCCGGGUCGGGAUCGGACGUCCAGCAGGGACAACGUCGGUGGAUCGCCACGUCCUGGGCCGCUUCACCUGGGAGGAGCGGAAGGUUCUGGAUGCAGUUCUGGUCCAGGGUGUGGACCUGCUCCUGUCCCAGCUGAGCCAGGAGGAAGAAGGACAGUCCUCCUCCUCUACCUCCCCAGCAGGGUGCAGACGGGGGCACGCACGCAGACGUGACGCUUAGAACCCGACAGAACAGAACCUGAACCCGGUCAUGGUGGAAGAUCUUUGUGAUGUCUCACUCUGAAGAUGUUUUGUUUGAUUGAAACUUUGCUGGACAAAAGUGCUUGUGUGAUUGUUGCCAUCGCCACCAGGAGGCGGCGUCUAAGCCAACCAUGUGACAUCUUUCCCAGGCGUCUUCUGCACGUUCCCGAGUUCCUUCUGCAAAAGUCUUCAUCAGUUAGCCGUCACUAAUGAAGGCGAUCCCACCGAGUUCCGCUUGUUGGCAUUGUCACCCUGCCCUGGGGGCGGUGGGGGCGAUGGAAAGAGCCUGAAUGAGGAUGGAGAAGAGGAGAAGAAAACGCCCCCAAAGAAACAAAAGAGAGCAAACAUUGUUUGUUUGGUGCCUUCUGUCCUGCUUGGGACACGCCCCCAACCGCCCCUUGAGGCAUCAUGGUCUCCAUCAGGCCGCUUUCCCGGCAUCAACCUCGCCGGGCAGCUUCAAUGACUUCUCUCCUGCUGGGGUCAGAGGUCAGCAGCAGGGCUGCACAACUGGGCCUUAAGAGGAGGCUCCGCCCCCCCAUGGCCUGUGGUCAGGUGUGGCAAGGAGGACUUCCCACAGUUGUGCAGCGAUGCAAUGAAGAUCCAAUAGCGAGCCAUUCUCAGGUCACAUGAUGGAACCAAAUAAAAUCCAAUGAAUA
Dunckerocampus dactyliophorus (ringed pipefish) is the source of this 1779-nucleotide messenger RNA. RefSeq names its product peptidyl-tRNA hydrolase 1 homolog (gene ptrh1). Gene Ontology annotation, molecular function: peptidyl-tRNA hydrolase activity. The record is from RefSeq and is a predicted model, not a curated record. The coding region runs from base 318 to 1103 and encodes 261 amino acids. The transcript is spliced from 5 exons. NCBI's taxonomy places the organism in Eukaryota, Metazoa, Chordata, Actinopteri, Syngnathiformes, Syngnathidae.